AUGGCACUUUCUGUAUCUCUGGGUUUUGCUUUGAUCACUUGGGUUACGUUCAUCGGUCUUGAUGCUCAGCAAAUCACAACUAUAGAUUGUGACACAGUCCCUGCAGAACUCACACUGACAGGCUUUUUGGAUGAAUUUACAGGUGUUAUAGAAUGGAUUACAAAUAUCCCACCCAAUGUAGAUUUGAAAUUAGGAGAGUAUCUGUUCCCUGAACACUUAUCGUAUGUGGAGCUGGUGUAUGAGUCUGGAUCUAAUAAUGCAACAGUGAGGACUCGUAAACCACUGGAUGUUGAUACUAUUGAGAGUGUCCAACUCUUUUAUACCAUCGUUUGCCAACGGAUUGGAACGAAUAAUGAGGUAGAGAACAACAGAAACUUAAUCUUGGAAGAUGUUAAUGACAAUUCGCCAGAAUUUCUCCAAUCUCAUUACAGUGCUUCAGUAUCAGAGGUAACUGCAAUAAAUGUCUCAAUUAUAAAAGUGGAAGCUGUGGAUAAAGAUUUUUCUCCUACGUUCAGCACCAUCACUUACAGUCUUUGGGGUCCAAACUCUGAUUACUUUCAUAUAAGGGAAGGAGAUGGAAAUGUCAUGCUGAAAAAAACACUGGAUUACAACAAGGUCAACCUUUUCAAUCUAACAGUCCAAGCAAAGGAAUUAAUGGGAAACAACAGCGAUACUGCAUCGCUAGUAAUUGACGUCCAAGAUUACGAUACAUUGAACCCCUAUUUCGGUCAAUCAGUGUACAAUGGAAACAUCAGUGAAAACCAGGUGGGCCCUCUGGCUAUUCACCCAGAAAAGAUACUGGCUAAAGAUGGAGACACAGGUAUAAAUGAAAAAGUACUUUACAGCAUCAAACGAGUGGAACCCCCGGCCUAUAGCAACCACUUUAUAAUUGAUGCAGACACAGGCGUGUUGGAAGUAAAGAUUGCACUUGACAGAGAAGAAUGUCCAUAUCUCCUUGUGGGCAUUCAGGUAGUGACGGUUUUAGAGUUCAGUGUGUUAAUACUGAAUCUUGAUUUAAUAAAAUAA
Molecule: messenger RNA, 1026 nt
Organism: Neopsephotus bourkii (Bourke's parrot)
Lineage: Eukaryota; Metazoa; Chordata; Aves; Psittaciformes; Psittacidae
Product: cadherin-7-like
Exons: 10
Coding region: 1-1026 (341 amino acids)
Biological process (GO): homophilic cell-cell adhesion
Cellular component (GO): plasma membrane
Molecular function (GO): calcium ion binding
Source: RefSeq, a predicted model, not a curated record